GUCUCCGUCUUCAUCACCGUUUUCCUCCUCAGGGUUCCCGUCCUGGUGGUCUCCAUCUUCCUCCUCACCACCACCCUCUUCCUCCUCAGAGCCUCCAUCUUCACCACCCUCCUCCUCCUCCUCCUCCCUGGGGCGCCAUCGCCUCCUUCCUCUCCCCCGGGGUCUCCAUCCUCCUCAUCACCUUCCUCAGGGCCUUCAUCACCAUCUUCCUCCUCAACGUCUCCAUCCCCACGUUCUUCCUCGGGGUCUCCAUCUUCCUCCUUCUCCUCCUCGGAGCCUCC
Messenger RNA from Tauraco erythrolophus (red-crested turaco), 281 nucleotides. NCBI's taxonomy places the organism in Eukaryota, Metazoa, Chordata, Aves, Musophagiformes, Musophagidae. The record is from RefSeq and is a predicted model, not a curated record.